GAAAAUGAAAUAACCCAAACCCCCAAUCUGCGUGCAGCACUGCACAAGAUAAUAAAGCCAAAAACGAGAAUCCCUUUCCUCGAAUCCACUUCAAAAAUCAAAACAAGAAGCCCCACUUGUCCGAUACAGAGGAGGAAUGAGGUGUAGGCAGUAAUGGAGAAAGCAGAGGAAGAGUUAGAGCGGAGGAGCAAGUUCUUGAGCAGCUUGAUACAGAGGAAGAAGGCAGUGGAGGAGGAGAAGCAGCUGCAGCAGAAUGAGGUCCUUAAUCUCCGCGUCAGGGCCUCCGACAUGCCCUUAUCGCUUCAGAACAGGGCGUUUAGGUGCGCAAGGAAUUGCCUUCACUCCAUGCCUUCUGCCAAGCUUGACAGCAAACGCCUCGCUCUUGCUCUCAAGAAGGAAUUCGACUCGGAAUAUGGUCCAGCUUGGCAUUGCAUCGUGGGGACUAGCUUCGGCUCAUACGUCACACACUCCCUGGGCGGGUUCUUGUACUUUUCAAUCGAUAAGGUUUACAUUCUUCUAUUUAAGACUGCUGUGAAACCUUUGGAUCAAUGAGCGUCGAGUGCUGAUCAAUCUGAUGAUUCCCACACCCCCCUCUGUAAUUUCGAAAAAACAUUAGUCGGGGAACUUCUUGUUUGUGUGUUGAAUUUGACAUCUCCAGAAAGCUGAAAAAGCCAGACAUCUAGAAAAAAAAAUGAAAUUUGGAAGCUAAUGCAUACACUAAUGACUAACCUGUCUGAAUUGAAUUCUAAGAUUUUGUGUAUCUUGUUUGAAUUCUUAGAUUUUUGGAGUACCAUACUAUGUAUUAGAUUGUUAGAAUUCUUGUGAAUACAUAUUGAAGUUUUUAUGAUUAUUGC
Molecule: messenger RNA, 854 nt
Organism: Ipomoea triloba (trilobed morning glory)
Lineage: Eukaryota; Viridiplantae; Streptophyta; Magnoliopsida; Solanales; Convolvulaceae
Product: dynein light chain 1, cytoplasmic-like
Exons: 2
Coding region: 154-552 (132 amino acids)
Biological process (GO): microtubule-based process
Cellular component (GO): dynein complex
Molecular function (GO): dynein intermediate chain binding; dynein light intermediate chain binding
Source: RefSeq, a predicted model, not a curated record